AUGUCUCCGACCAUGCACAUGACAGGGCAUCAUGUUCCGUACAUGCCCAGGUCAGAUGCCAUAGAUCGCCACGACUAUGGCAUCAACAAGAACAGGAAAGCGGCUUCGACUGGCGGUGGGCGAGCUUGGAGCGAAGACGAGGAAGCGUAUCUUCUCCGUACGCGUAUGCAAAAGAUGCCGUAUAAGCAUAUCGCCGCCCACCUAAAAAAAACGGAGCUUGCAUGCCGCCUUCAUUACCACCAGCUUAGUCACGGCAGCAAUCGCCGCAAGCGCACGACCUCCACGUCGUCGGGAUCCUCGAACAGCAGUCACUCGCCGGUCCUCCAGACUUCGAUGCCUUCCCCUAUCCGCGAGCACGGUGGGGCGACCAGCAGGUCUGUCUCUCCUCUUGAUUCGAUUUAUCGCUCCAACAGUCCGGGCGGCAUCCAGCUUCCCAGCAUCAUGUCGGCAACUGCCCCCAACAACCACUCGCCCCGCCUCCCCACCAUCCUUCCGAAGCCCGCAUCCAUGAGCCCAGCCCAGGCGUCAUCAACGAACUCGUCAGGCUCGGCCGGCACCGCGUCCCCGCAGGCAUCCCGCGGGUACCCCACUCCCCUACACGACACCCACCCGCAUACGGGAGCGCCCGUGAACUCGGCCGGCUACCGCGAUGGCGCCAACCCCUCCGCGCGCGGCUCCCGUGGGGGCGCGCCCCACCACGGCCCCGGCCGCGGAAACCUCCGGCUGGACUGCUCCGCCCUGCCACCCCCUCCGUCUGCCAACGGCCUGCCCGCCCCGCCGGGCCUCGUGGCAAGCCACCCGGUAGACAUGGCGCGCCUGACGGCCGCCUACAACGCCCACCGCGCGUCCUUCUGGGCCGCCGUCGCGGCCGACUACGGCCCCAGCGCCAACCCGCUCGUGCUCGAGCAGGCGUGGCGCGGGACCUCGGCGGGCAACGGCACCCAGCCCAACGGCAGCGGCAGCGGCAGCGGCAACAGCCCAUGUGCCGGGGGCGGUGGCGCGGGCAGCAUCGCGAACCUGGGAAUCGCAGCGCAGACGCCCAUCACCCCGGUCGGUAGCCCGGAGGACCAGGCAUACUCGGCUUGCGGCGGUAGCAGUGGCGGCAGCGUCGUCCACCAUCCGGGAAACAGCGGCGGCGGCGGCGGCGGUCACCACGGCAAGCCGGAUAGGACGCGGAUCAGCGCCAUCCUCGGGAUCGAUGCGAACCCGAGCAGUCCGAGCGAGAGGGAGAUGGUCAGGCGGAUGGAAGAGGAGAGAGGGGCAGUCGGGCUGGGGAUGGCCUGA
Messenger RNA from Thermothelomyces thermophilus ATCC 42464, 1284 nucleotides. RefSeq lists its product as uncharacterized. NCBI's taxonomy places the organism in Eukaryota, Fungi, Ascomycota, Sordariomycetes, Sordariales, Chaetomiaceae. The record is from RefSeq and is a predicted model, not a curated record. The coding region runs from base 1 to 1284 and encodes 427 amino acids. The transcript has 2 exons.